CUGAAGACAGCUAGUGUUUGAAGAUAAUCGAGAUGGGGCCUCUUUCCCACACAGGCCGAGCUGUCGGCAGUACAGUUGUUCAGCUUGACGGAGGAGACAGCGCUGCUGAGUUUCAAGCAUUUCACAGAGCCAUGGAUUUGAAGCCGCCCUCAGGGGAGCCUAAUUUUGUGGGGAAGAAGGAUGAACUGAUUAAAGCAAAGCGUUCUUUUAGAACAUUAGAAGGUCGGGAUAUACUGAUCAUCUACCACGAAGGAGUCCUCUAUGCUAUGGACUCCUACUGUUAUCAUGCUGGGGGAAAGCUGGAGUUGGGAGACAUUGAGGAAUUUGACGGCAAGCUGUGCAUAGUUUGUCCGAACCACAAGUACAAGAUCUCUCUCGCCAAAGGAGAGUGCAUAUACAAGGCCAGCAACCCCAGGGAAAAGCCACCUGUGCCCAGAUGGUACUCCAAGGGUGUGAAGCAGCGGACCCACACGGUCACCGAAACCGACGGGGAUGUCUUUGUCACGCUCUCUACGGAGACGCGUUUUAUCGAAUCAGACUACUUCCAGGGAGAGAAGGGCAAGGUGGAAAGAGCCAAAGCAGAGGCAUCUGAGAAGGAAGAAUCUUGAUAGUAACAUCUGUACACUCUCCUCCUCUAGUCUCCCCUGAUCUCCUUUAAAUGAUUGCAUGAUGAGAGAAGAUGUCAGACAUGCAGUUUGGUUGUAUUUAGAAUUUAUGAAUAGCAAAGAUUUCAGUGGCGUGCUAGUUAUUUACAUGAUAUUAAGAUGUUUUACCUUACAGAUCACAAGCUGUCAUGUUGUAUAGACAUCUUAAAAUCAUCAUGUACUUCACUGAAUGCACUUUUUUUUAUGGAUUCAUUUGAUUUCUGAUUCUCUGCUCUCAAACUUGGCACACUUCAUGCAUUAAAAUAUCCCUUAUGUAUUAUGCAUAUUGUGAAUAAAUCAAUGAGAUAUAAAUAUAAAAAAA
Messenger RNA from Larimichthys crocea (large yellow croaker), 966 nucleotides. It is a transcript of the gene rfesd, whose product is annotated as Rieske (Fe-S) domain containing. The transcript has 4 exons. Lineage: Eukaryota; Metazoa; Chordata; Actinopteri; Sciaenidae. The record is from RefSeq and is a predicted model, not a curated record. Bases 33 to 608 code for a protein of 191 amino acids. Gene Ontology annotation, molecular function: 2 iron, 2 sulfur cluster binding.